Molecule: messenger RNA, 2305 nt
Organism: Penaeus indicus
Lineage: Eukaryota; Metazoa; Arthropoda; Malacostraca; Decapoda; Penaeidae
Product: glycoprotein-N-acetylgalactosamine 3-beta-galactosyltransferase 1-like
Exons: 7
Coding region: 295-1383 (362 amino acids)
Cellular component (GO): membrane
Molecular function (GO): N-acetylgalactosaminide beta-1,3-galactosyltransferase activity
Source: RefSeq, a predicted model, not a curated record
AAAAGAACGGUGAACAGGCCAGAUGUACACUUCAGCUGUGAACACACUGCAGCGAAUGUCAUUACAUUUCUGAACACUUGUGCCAGUUCAAUAUCUUAAAAAACAAGAACAAGCGGCCUGCCUCUUUAUGAUAAUUAGAUUAACGGCCAUUUCCGAGAAAACUCCCUUGACAAAGAAACUGAUUUUUUCCCUUUUUCGAUAAGUGUGGGCUUGUGGCUUUGCUCUGAGAGUAUGGACUUUUGUGAAAGUAUUUUGUGAUGAAUUAUAUUUCGUUUUUUUUCAGAUAGACAGAAAAUGGGAAGGAGACUGUCUGCGUGGGCCUGCGUGCGCACCGUCUCAACCUUCUUCCUUGGCUUCGGCUUGGGCCUCGUCAUUCACAUUUUCGCCAGCCUGUCUGUCGAACUAGCAAGAGAAAACGCCAUAAAUAAUGACAUCACCACGAACAACACCGAAACGAAGGUGGGCGGCUCGUGGGCGUGGGGGCUUUCCUGGGGGCCGCGGGCGGCUCUGACCACACAGGGAGUGGGAGAUGCAAGCAGUGUCAGCAGUCAAGACGCAAGACUAGAGGUCCCACCAGCCGGUCCACGUGUCCUGUGUUAUGUACUGACUGGUCCCACGACACACAAAUCAUCACUGAAUGUACGGAAUACUUGGGGCCGACGCUGCGAUGCCAUGGUUUUCUUUAGCACGAAGGAGGACGCUGAGCUGCAGCCGGAGGUCCUGAAGGUACAGGAGGGCUACGGGUUCCUGUGGGCGAAGGCGAAGGCGGCCCUGGACCACCUGCACCGCCACUACCCCGACUAUGACUGGUACCUCAAGGCCGACGACGAUACCUUCGUCAUCGUCGAGAAUCUGAGGUUUUUCCUGAAGGACCUCGAGCCGCGGGAGCCGGCCUACUAUGGCGUCAAGUUCCGACAGCAUGUCAAGCAGGGCUACAUGUCGGGCGGCGGCGGCUACGUCCUGAGCAGGGAGGCCGUCAGGCGGUUCGCGACGGAGGCGCUGACGAUGAAGGACCAGACCAAGUGCGCCAACGAAGCCGUGAGGGGCGCCGAGGACCUCCUGCUCGGCCAGUGCCUCGAGUCCGUGGGCGUGCGGGCGGGAGACAGCCUGGACGCGGCCGGCAAACCUCGCUUCUUCUCGCACAACCCUCUGUCGUUGUUCUACAAGGCGCCGCUCGUCAACAGGCUGCACUGGUACUGGAGGUACAUCUGGCACAAGCACGACGUGGGCCCGGACUGCUGCAGUCCGCACCUGAUCAGCUUCCACGACGUCGACGCGCGCAUGAUGUGGACGCUGGAGGCGCUGCUCUACCGCCUGCGGAUCCACCGCGAGCUGCAGCCGCAGGAGGGCGGCGGCGCGGGCGAGGCUCCGGGGGCGGCGUGAUGCAAAGGAGUCUACUCUUUCUUCUUCUUCUUCUGCGUCUCCUUGUUAUUACUUUUAUUAUCCUCGUUAUUAGUCUUGUUACUAUUGUCUUUUUUAUCAUUGCUAUUCGUUUCCUUUUUCUUCGUUUUCUUCUUUGUUUUUUUCUUUUAUUUGUUUCCUCCUACUUCUUCCUCUUUAUCUUCUUGUUUUUCUUGUUUUUCUUCUUUCGUUGAUCUUUCUUCUCCCAAUCCUUUCUUUUUAAUUCCCUGCACCAAAGGAGAGCACAUGUUCACCCAUAACAACUCUUUUUUGCUUUAUUAUGCAGGAUUAAGCAUAAAAGUUACGGACGGACUCUGAUCAGAAUUUAAAGGUGGUUUGCCCAUGGCCCUUGCGAACCAGAUUUUUGUACAGACCUAUGAAGAAAUUAACGAAACUAUUACCUGCAUAAUCUGUGACAAAAAAUGGGACUUCUAAACAAACAAACAAAAAAAAACCUGUUAAAUUUUUAUACUAUACUAUAUUUCUAUAUACUAUACUAUACUAUAUUUCUAUAUACUAUACUAUACUAUAUUUCUAUAUACUAUACUAUACUAUAUUUCUAUAUAAUAUACUAUAUUUCUAUAUACUAUACUAUACUAUAUUUCUAUAUACUAUACUAUACUAUAUUUCUAUAUACUAUACUAUACUAUAUUCUUAUACGUUUUUGAGUUAUCAGAGCGAUGGCGAAUGUUUGUGCUCUCCGAGUGGCCUUUAUUCUCCUGUGGUUUGCUGGUCAGACUCAUCCAUCUUUCUUUUGCCUGUAUUGUUAGAAAGAUAUUCUAAAACAGGUUUGUAUUAUUCAUGCAUAUUGCAUCUCCGGACCUACAUGUAUGUUCUAAUGCAUGUGUGACGUUUAAUACAUAUUUAUGUAUUUAUGUAUAAUGUUUAUAAAAUUGUUGUAUAA